Messenger RNA from Vicugna pacos (alpaca), 13364 nucleotides. The record is from RefSeq and is a predicted model, not a curated record. NCBI's taxonomy places the organism in Eukaryota, Metazoa, Chordata, Mammalia, Artiodactyla, Camelidae.
UGUGACGUGUAUAGAGGCUUUUUUUUUUUUUAGGAAACAUUUAAGAAUUCAUUGCAGACAUCAUGACACUUCUAAUACUUCAGCUUGGAUCUCUUAAGAAUAAGAUUUUCCUACAUAACCCGUAAUACAUUCAUCAUACGUGGGGAAUUUAACAUUGAUAUAAUACUGUUAUCUCUUUUGUCCAUGUUAACAUUUUUCUAAGUGUCCUAAUACUGUCCUUCAUAGUUUUUUUUUUUCUUCUAUCCAUUACCUAGUGAAGGAUUGUGCAUUACAUUCGGUUGUCAUGCACUCCCAAUAUUAUUUCAAAACUAAUUCCAGAUAUCAAGUCAGUUCAUUGAUAAGUAUUUCUGUAUGUACGUCUAAAAGUGAAGGACUUUUUGUUGUUAAUAUAUAAACACAAUACUAUUAUUGACCUACUUUUUUUUCACAGUCUCAUGACAUCAAAGUCCAUGUAGAGCUCAAUUCCCAUUGUAUCAAUAUGCUGGGUUUUUUUUAAUGUGUUGCACAACAAUGUGAAUGUACUUAAUGCUGCAGAACUAUACACUUAAAAGUGAUUAAAAUGGUAAAUUUUAUGUUAUGCAUAUUUUACCACAAUAAAUAAUUUUUUAAAUAUUGUUUGCAGGAUGCCAAAGGCAUUGGCAGUUGGUCUCUUAAUUUUCUCUUCUUUUAAAAAAUUAAGUUUUAUUCGGACAUAUUUUAUACUUUAAGUGAGCACCUUGAUACAUUUUAGUAAGUUUAUACAAUUAAUUGUACAACCAUCACCACAAUUUAGUUUUAGAUCACUUCCAUCACCCAAAGAAGUGACCUUAUGACCAUUUACUGAUAAUCCCUGCCUCUGUGCUGGCCCCAUGCAACCACUGAUCUGCCUUUUUCUCUGCAGUUUCUCCUUUUCUAUACAUUUCAUGUAAAUAGGGUCAUUCAGUAUGUAGUCUUUUGUGUCUGGCAUAUUCAUUCAGUGAGAUGUUUCUGAGAGUCAUCCUUACUAUCGCUUGUAUCAGUAGUUCCUUUUUAUUUUGCUGAGACAUAUUCCACUUUAUAGAUAUACCAUAUUUUGUUUAUCUAUUCACUAACUGAUGGACUUCUGGGUUCUUUCCAGCUUAUAGCAGUGCAUGCUUGUGUAAAGUCUUUGUAUGAGUAUGUUUUCAUUUCUCUUUUGUGGAUAUUCAGGAGUGGAAUUGCUGGAUCUAACGUUUUAUAGAAACCACCACGCUGUUUUCAAGCUGGUUGUACCAUUUUACAUUCUUUUAUAUUCAGACCAGUACUGUGUGAGAUCUGCAGGUUCUCCACAUCCUUCUUCACUUGUUGUAUUGUUAGUCUUUCACUUUAACCAUCUUCUUUGGUAUGUAAUGAUAUUUCAUUGAGGUUUUAAUUUACAUUUCCUUAAUGACUACAGAGAUUGAGUAUCUUUUCAUGUGCUUACUUGCCAUUCAUGUAUCUUUGUUGAAGAAUCUCGUCACAUCUUUCGCCUAUUUUAAAAAAUUGGAUUGUUUAUUGGAUUUUAAGUUUUUAUAUACAAAUCCUUUAUUAGAUGUACAUUUUGCAAAUAUUUUUCCCAGUUUGUGGCUUUUCUUUUUCUUAAUGGAAUCUUUGAACAACAAGAAAUUGUAAACUUUGAUUCAGUCCCAAUUUAUUGAUUUUUCUUUUAUUGUUUGUGCUUUUUGGGGAGUCACAUCUAAAAAAUUUUUGCCAACUAGAUCAAAAAUAUUUUCUCCUGUUUUUCCUAGAUGUUUUAUAAUUUUAGCUCCUACAUUUAGCUUUAUGGUUUGUUUUAAGUUUUUAUGCAUGGUGUGAGGUAAAGGUCAGGGUCACCAUGAUUCUGUUUACCAUGUUCCUUUGACUUCUCUGUUGGAUCCAGAAGCUCAACCCAAUUCAGGUUUGAUUACUUUUUUGUUGUUGUUGUUAAGACUGUUUCAUAGUUGGUGGUGUGUUUUUCCAUCAGGAGGCAUAUAACCUUUCAGGUUAUCUUUUGUUUUCCGAUUGAUGUGAGCUGUUUAUUGAUGGUCAACACUUAGAUCCAUUAAAUGAUUGUAUUAGAGAUUCUGCCAUUCCUUCAUUUGUUAGCUGGAUUACUUUUAUUAAAAGAACUCCUUAUCAUCUGUUUUGCUUCAGUGGUAUAGUUGUGUAUGAUCUCUCUGGUUACAAAUGCAGUGACUUAUUAACAAGUCAUUUGGGGUAGGUAUUUUUCGUAAUGUACCAUUUCCCAGUUGACUUGGCAGACAAAGAGUUUCAACUGAUUAGCAAGUUGAGGGUUCUUUUUGUUUUCUGUCUGCAUUAAUGGCUUAUGAACAAACUCUUCUGUUGGAAGCUCUGUAUAAAACUGUCCUCCUUGGCUUCUUUGUAGGUAAAGAUUGUGUGUAUACUAAAUUAUUGCUUUAUAAGAGCAAAUUGCAAUCUUGACCUUAUCUUUUUCCAGGAUAGCAUUUUGUAAUGAGUAUAUAGUAAUUGCUUGCUUUCUUUAUAACCUUGAUUUUUGAUGCUGCUGCUGUCUCUUAUGCCGCUUUAUGGUUAUGAAAAGAUUUUCUGUUCUUUCCUUGAUCCUGAGUAUAAAUAAGAAAAGUAACAAAGUUGACAUAAAUCCUGUUGAACUUUUACUAUUUUUUUCAUUGUAUCUUAGUUAUUAACUCUGUUUUCAGAAUUCUUCCCAAAUAGGAUUUUUUUGGCUAUCAGUGUAUCUGUUUUAAAUACUAAUCUUAUGUCACAGUAAGUUUGAAGUGUUUUGUGUUUAAUGAAUGAUUGGACAGAAGUCAGCCUCCCAAGACAGCUAUGUGAAGGGCUCUCGUGAACAAAGGCACAAACUCAUUCUGAGUGGACACACCUAUGAGUACAAACCAUUGGGACUUGGGGGCAGUUCCAGGACAGACUGUGUUGUGGAGCUGCUCAGAAGUAGAAUGGAUUGUCACGGGAAUGGAUAUUCAUGGGGAUUUUCUAUACUGUAUCAUUGAUGGUAUUGGAACACAGAAUGGACAACUUCCUCCUCAGAGAUGGGUGGGGAAGAACUUGCUAGAGAAGGACCAUAGGUUAAUGGUGAGUUAUUUGUGGAAAUGUUGGGGCAUGAGAAUGGUGUAUAGCUACAAAACGAUGAGGACUGUUGGACUAGAUGUGACCUAUUAAAGUUUUUUCUAAUUUUUGGAUUCACCCAUCUCAUUUAGUGAAACAAAGAAAAAUUUUAAAAAGAUCACCCAGGAUGUUGACUUAAUGUAUUAUAAAAGUGUAGUGCUGGGUAUAGUUCUUGAUGGCACUAAGGAGAUGUUUGAAAAUGAGGUAGUCAUGUGAGCAUAAGGUAUUUAAUUAUUUGGGGAGAAAACCAAGGGAUAAAGGGAAAAAGAUUUGUAUGUUGAACUUCAUCAUUUGAGUAGAGUGGGAAAACUAUUUUAUUCUUUUCUUAUUUUACCCCACUCCAUCAAUAUCCCUCCAAAAUUGCAAGGUUGACUGGGCAACCCCAUAGUAAUAAUUUUUAUUUAUUAGUUUUAUUCACUUGUUUUGCAAGGUGUGCUGAUGUCUAAAUUCUCAAGGCCAGAAUUCCAUGAUGUUUAGUUCUCAUCAUAGACAUACCAAGUAGGAAUUUCAUACCCACCAUCAUAGUAUUUGUUAAAAUAGGGAAAACUUUCCCUCCUUCCUUUUCUUGACAAGACUUUUUCAUGAAAGUGACUCUUUGAAGUCUAACUGCCAAUCUGAAUUUGUUUGACAUUUAGUUAAAGAUUCAGGCCAGAGUAGUACUCUGGUAUUUGAAUGACUUACUGAUUUCUUUUCCCCCUUAAAAGAUCGCUUUAAGAGGAAUUUGAAGUAAGCUAAUGACUUUUUGGUAGUUAGAUAUAACAGUAAGCCUCUUCAAGCAUUAGAUUUUGGUUUCCAAGUCAGCAAGGACUGAUUGAGUGUCCUGUCUGUCAUCUGACUAGUGGACAUGAAAUUCCAACUUGAUAUCGCUAAGCCUGGGAUAAUCUUCAGAUUGUUGUUUUGGAGGAAUCCAAUGUGAGAAACAACUGAAUUGAGUUCUCUUUUAUACUUUAAUAGAGAAUAAUACUGUAUUUGUAAGCUCAUAUCCUGUAAGAAAAUACUGAGGAAAACAUGUUAAUGAUACAUAGGGUAGGUUCUUUGAGUUGUUAUCUUUGUGAUGAUGUUUUUCUGGAGUUAAGUGGCUGCGUUUUGACUAACUAGCUCAUUUAUUUUCUGAACAGUUUAAAUACAGUUAAAAUAAUAACCUUGUCUACCACCUACCCACCCCCCAUUCUGAAAAACAACUGGCCUUUGGAAUGUAAGUAAGAACAGUUUUCGGAGAUGGUGCUGGAAAUUUUUUCCCUCAAAAAGAGAUACUAAUAACCAAUUAUUUGCCUCAAACCUACCUUUUGUUAAUUUGCAAAUAGCAAAGUUUUGAUUUCUUGUCAGUUUGUUUUGAUGACUUCAGGUACUUGUUUCUGUUUCAAACUGAAAGAAGUUUUAUAUUUUAUAAAAACUAUUUUUUCUUUUAAAAUAUGGAAAUUAGUGUAGCAUAAUCAGUGUUUUUAAGGAUUUAAUAUUAUGUAGAUAAUUUUGUACUACACACUAGAAAGUGGAAUUUGUAAGUGCUAAUCUUAGAAAACUGGCAACCAAUAGUUGAAUGGUAGGAAAAAUAACAUUUUUAGGGAAAGAACAGAAAAGGAGAGGAGUCAUUAUUUAUGUUUAAAAUAUUUAGAUACUUAACCAAGAAUUUCUGUAUAUUUAACACAGGCACUUCUAGUUUUUAGAGGAUGUUCACUGCAUAGAUUAAUAUUUGUGGGUAAUGAAGUCUACAAAAGCAAAUAACAAGGUGCAACUGAUUUCUAGUACUGACCAAACAAAAGGCUGCCAGGCCUCCUGCUGAACUCCCGAACAACAGCUUUGAGGGCAAAAAUUGAAAGUUGAAGUUUGUUGACCGAUUGGACAGAAGACAGCCUCCAAAAAGUCUGCAGACAUCAGUCAUUACAGCUUGCUCUUGGUUCUCUUCUUGAGGCCUCUGGGGUAAGAGCCUACUAGAAUAAUGUUUUGGAAGAAGUUCAUUAAUGGCAGCACCUAUCAAGAUACCAUCCAGACUCCUGGUUACUCAAAAUUCUAAUACAACAGUGUAGAACCUUGAAGUUAAAUAAAUGAGUAACCAAAGAACCAAGAAAGAGUCGCUUUCAUUUGGACCCUUGGAUGCCCAUUGAACAGAUGCUUGAGACCUGCAAGUAAUCUUCAGAUUGUAUCGGAACCAUAAGGCCUGUCCUUUGUGUGGGGAGGAGAUAGCCCAUGUGCUGUGGAAAUGAACGGGGAGCAGCAGAUUGAUGCAGAUGCUGGAUCCAGUGUGGAAGAAGUGGAAUUAAGCUGGGAAGAUUAUCUAGAGGAGACAGGGUCCACAGCAGUUCCCUACGGGUCUUUUAAACACGUGGACACACGUUUGCAAAAUGGAUUUGCUCCUGGGAUGAAACUGGAGGUAGCUGUGAAAACAGAUCCUGAAACCUACUGGGUUGCCACCAUCAUUACCACCUGUGAGCAGUUGCUCCUCCUCCGCUAUGAUGGCUACGGGGAGGACCGGAGAGCAGACUUUUGGUGUGAUAUCAGGAAGGCUGACCUCUACCCCAUUGGGUGGUGUAAGCAGAACAAGAAGACCCUCGAAGCCCCAGAAGGCAUCAGAGAUAAAGUGUCUGAUUGGGAUGCGUUUCUGCAGCAGACCCUGAUGGGAGCAUGUAGUCCUCCUGUUCCGCUGCUAGAGGGCCUCCGUAAUGGGAGGAAUCCUUUAGAUCUCAUUGCUCCAGGUUCCAGGCUGGAACGUCAAGCUUUCCAGGACUCUUUAAGCACUUGGAUUGUUACUGUAGUAGACAACAUUGGGGGAAGGCUGAAGCUGCGUUACGAAGGACUUGAAAAUUCUGAUAAUUUUGAACAUUGGUUGUAUUACUUGGAUCCGUUUCUUCAUCAUGUUGGUUGGGCUGAUCAACAGGGAUAUGAGCUUCAGCCCCCAUUAGCCAUCAGACAUCUGAAAAAUGAAGCCGAGUGGCAGAAGGUCUUGGCCAAAGUGAAAGAGGAGGAGGAAGAGCCAUUACCAUCUUACUUGUUUAAGGACAAACAAGUGAUUGGCACUCAUUCAUUCUCUAUAAAUAUGAAAUUGGAAGCUGUAGACCCCUGGUCUCCUUUUGGGAUCUCUCCUGCUACAGUUGUUAAGGUUUUUGAUGAAAAGUAUUUUCUGGUGGAAAUGGAUGAUUUGCGACCAGAGAAUCGUGCCCAGCGAUCCUUCGUGUGCCACGCUGACAGUCCUGGUAUCUUCCCGGUGCAGUGGGGUCUGAAGAACGGUUUACACAUCAGUCCCCCUCCUGGCUACCCGGGCCAGGACUUUGAUUGGGCCGACUACCUCAAACAGUGUGGUGCUGAAGCUGCUCCCCAGAGGUGCUUCCCUCCGUCAAUUUCUGAACAUGAAUUUAAGGAGAACAUGAAGCUUGAGGCAGUGAACCCCCUUCUCCCUGAAGAAGUGUGCGUUGCCACCAUUACUGCAGUGAGAGGUGCCUACCUAUGGCUCCAGCUGGAGGGUUCUAAGAAACCCAUACCUGAAUUUAUUGUGAGUGUGGAAUCCAUGGAUAUAUUUCCUUUGGGCUGGUGUGAAACCAAUGGCCAUCCCCUCAGCACUCCUCGCCGAGCACGAGUGAACAAACAGAGGAAAAUUGCAGUGGUUCAACCAGAAAAACAAAUACCAUCCUCAAGGACUGUCCAUGAGGGUCUGAAGAAUCAGGAGCUGAACUCCACAGACUCAGUUAUGAUUAAUGGAAAAUAUUGCUGUCCAAAGAUAUACUUCAACCACCGUUGCUUCUCAGGGCCAUAUCUUAACAAAGGAAGAAUUGCGGAGCUGCCUCAAUGUGUGGGACCCGGAAACUGUGUCCUGGUCCUCAGAGAGGUCCUCACUUUACUCAUCAACGCAGCCUAUAAACCCAGUCGUGUCCUUCGGGAGCUGCAGCUGGACAGAGACUCUGUGUGGCAUGGAUGUGGGGAAGUCCUAAAGGCCAAAUACAAAGGAAAGAGUUAUCGAGCUACUGUUGAGAUAGUAAAAACAGCAGAUCGGGUGACUGAAUUCUGCCGGCAAACCUGUAUCAAACUGGAGUGCUGUCCUAAUCUCUUUGGUCCACGGAUGGUUCUGGAUAAAUGUUCUGAGAACUGCUCUGUACUUACAAAGACCAAAUAUACACACUACUAUGGAAAGAAGAAAAAUAAAAGAAUUGGGAGGCCACCUGGUGGGCAUAGUAACUUAGCAUGUGCCCUGAAAAAAGCCAGUAAGAGGAGAAAGAGGCGGAAAAAUGUUUUUGUUCAUAAGAAGAAACGCUCCUCUGCGUCUGUUGAUAAUACCCCAGCGGGCUCCCCCCAGGGAAGUGGGGGUGAAGAUGAGGAUGACCCAGAUGAAGGAGAUGAUGAUUCCCUAAGUGAGGGCAGUACAUCUGAGCAGCAGGACGAGCUACAGGAGGAGUCAGAAAUGUCAGAAAAAAAGUCAUGCUCCUCCUCUCCUACCCAAAGUGAGAUCUCCACAUCGCUGCCUCCAGACAAACAAAGAAGAAAAAGAGAGCUUCGCACUUUUUCAUUUUCUGAUGAUGAGAAUAAACCUCCUUCACCAAAGGAAAUAAGGAUUGAAGUUGCUGAAAGGCUUCACCUGGACAGUAACCCCCUGAAGUGGAGCGUGGCAGAUGUUGUGCGGUUCAUCAGAUCCACCGACUGUGCUCCGUUAGCAAGAAUAUUCCUAGACCAGGAAAUUGAUGGGCAGGCCCUGUUGCUCCUUACCCUUCCCACUGUUCAAGAGUGCAUGGACUUAAAAUUGGGCCCUGCCAUCAAACUUUGCCAUCACAUAGAGAGGAUCAAGUUUGCUUUUUAUGAACAAUUUGCCAACUGAGAAAGACAACCAAAGUGGGCUGUAUCUUUGAAGCACAAAUGCAGCGUAUCCUUUGCUCUGCAUUACAAGUGGAGCUGAAAUAGUCCUGGGGCUCUGGGCCCUGCAGGUGUCGGCUUGCUCUCUUUGCACUUUCAGGGAAGGAGGACCCACACUGAGGAAGCAAAAACUGCACAGAAGUGCUCUCCUGCCAGUGAAAAUGUGGGCAUCUCUUGUUCAGCAGAUUGCAGUUUAAAAAAAAUAAAGAUUGUGAAGAAGAGACUCAUAUAAGAAGAAUACACAUUUCCACUGGUGUGGCCUGAAAAAUGAAUAAUCUAGGCUGCUGGAAAACACCCUUCUGGUUUUCUUUUUGUUCUUUCUGUUCCUUCCCAUUGUAGAUUGAACUUUGUUCUCUGCUUUCUCUUUCUUGGAAAGAGAGGACAUAGCUUUAAGUCAGCACUGAUUGGGGACUGAGCCUAAGGCACAUCAGUGCUUCAUUGUCAUUGUGUUUUUAAACUUUUUAAAAUUAAAACAGUUCAUUUUGGGGAUGAUUAUGUGGCUCUAGGGUUUUGAAUGUACAGUCACACUUUGAUCCAUUUUAAAAUCUAUUCUUAGUUCCUUUGUUUUACUACCUCUGUUGAUAAUUGAGCUUAUAGCCAUAUAUGAGGUUUUUUGUAUGAUACCAUUUUUAAACUACAUGAACACUAAAACUAUGACAGAAGUUGGAGGGGGGGAAAAAACACUGCUUUCUUAGAAGCAUUGUGUGACACUUAUACCAGUUCCUUAACUGAUCUGAUCUAAGAACUCUGUCAUUGUUUUCCAUCUUGACCUCAGCUUGGGCUACCUGUUGCAAGUAGUAUCACAAAGAUGGUUGCUAUUUCAGUUGAAAUGCUCUCUUCCCAUUAGUUCUCAGAGAGACUUCGGUCGCUUUUCUUUUUGUUUGCUUUUUUCUACAGUUGUUUGUCUACUUUCAUUCUGAGAGUCCUCAUGCUGGUUAAAAAUCAGCAGGUGUUCCCUGGACCCACAGGAAAGCCCAUUUCCCCUUCUUUCGUGGUGUCUCCAGGCAGAUAGUUUAGAAGCACAACAGAGAAAAUGUAUUUUGGGGGUGAUGUAGAGCAUCAGGUUUCUGUGACGGUGUGUCCUCAGUGGCUGGGUGAAGAUUAAAAGGUGGUUAGGAUUCUAUAAAUGUCUUUGCCUAGUCAUGUGGACACUUUUCUUUGGUCAAACCUUUAGAUCGAAUGUAAUCUACAGUCAAUUCCCACUUACUAACUUGCUUUUCUUUUAGGUGUUUCUUUUAACCCAGCUCAAGUUGACAUUAAACUGCAGAUGAAUUUUCACUUAUGAUUGCACUGCUAGCUACUAUAGAGCGACAGCAUUUGCUGUACUGUUCCAGCCAUGGGGAAUGAGGAAAGAUACAUACAUAGGGGGUUCCUUUAAAUGGUUUGCUUUGCUGAGUGGUGGUUUUUUUUGUUUUUUUUUUUUGUUGUUGUUGUUGUUUUUAAUUAUCCUAGUCAUUUAACCAGUCAUUCCUCUUCAAGAUUUGAAAAUGUUUUAAAAUCACAAACUGGGUAAAUGCUAAACAGCUAUACAAAUAUAAGGUAAUAUUACAAAUUUAAACUGAUGGUGAUUUCUUUCCUUUUUUCCCUCCCCCACCCCACCUGUUUUUCUAGACCUUGUCAGACAUUCUGUAGCCUGAAUCCUCUCUUCAUUCGACAAUUUAUGAACCAUCUUAACUCAAGCCCUCCAACCAAACCAUGUAUUAACACAUCAACUCUUUGCCUAGAUUACUACCAGAUAUACCUGGAAAUAAGCUUCAUUUAAGUAAAAGUUAAUAUGUUUGAACUCAUCAGAGAGCCAGGUUUUAAAUUUUUGAUUGAAUCUAUGCCCAUGGGAGAGAAGCAUAUAUAAGAUACUUGGAAACAGUUAGCACUAAGUAGACAGAGGGGCAGAUCUUGCAUAGUAAUAUUUCCUGAGAGCUUAGCAGUGAAGGCACUAAGGCAAAUAGUUCCUUAAAGAUCAGUGGAACGAAAAACACCGGGAAUUAGUUAACAUUGUUUUCUUAUUUAAGAAAAUGAGAUUUUUUUUCUAAGAGGGAAUUUAUCAAAUGCAACAAUGAAUAUGAUACAUUGUCUCUCUCUUGACUUCUUCAGAAACCAUAGAAUUUAGAACACCUCCUUUCACAGGUGAGGGGGGCAAAGCCCCUGAAAGGUGAAACACACAGCCCUAAGUAGUAGUCUCUGAUCAGGUAGAAUCAGGCCCGACUAUGAUUAUUCAAGCUCAGCUUUCUCCUAGAGAGAAUGACUCUAAAUUGGACAGAUGAUUAGGGUUUCCCUUAAUAAUAUUUCCUGCAUUCUCAUACCAAGCUAAUAGUUUAUUAGGUAACUACAUUAAAGAAGUACAUACCCCCAGCUCCUACUCCCAGAUGUCACAUAAAAGAGGAUAAUUGAGAGUUUGGCAUAAGGCAUUUUUUUUUUUAAGUAUAAAAUUUAGACUCCAUUCACCUCAUCAUGUUUCUGGGGCUGGACUGCACAGCAGUGACAGGCUGAAUCUUGUGAUUCUGAAACAGAUUUUAAGCCUGAUAAUAGCUCACCAUGUUGGGGUAAAAUUGUAUGUUGCACAUAGGUACAUGAGAUUGUUUUUCAAAGAUAUCAGCCUCUUAAAUUUAUAAGAGGUACAUUGUAAGGGACUGCUUUUGUCUAAAUUUCACCUUCAGCUGGCCCCUAAGGUCAAAGUUUUCCAUAAUCCAUUUUUGAUUCUGGAUUGACAAGCUUGGAAACAGGUGACUGGGUUAUAUCAUCCUCCUGGACCUUAAAGUUGCCUGACCAGUAUAAGCCUACUGCUUAGUGUUAAUGUGUUAAGGAAACCUUUUAUUGUACGUGAAGAUUUGCCAUGACAUUUUGACUAUUUUGUGGGCUUGUGGGAAUUAUGCUGUUUUCCUUUAUAAACUACUUUCAUCCCUCUUGUUUGAAGAAGAGUUGAGGAGGCUAAUGCAGGGAAUGUGUUAAUGGGGGCUUUUAUCCUAAAUGCCUUUGUUUAGUGAUGUAGGUGGCUCCUAGCAUCUACAUUAUAGAUAUGAGGUCAGGGAAGGGUAGUUACCAACCUCUGGAAGAGAUGGGCUUCUUGGGUAAAUGUAUUGAAUUAUGAUAGAGGCAGACAUAGAACAGUUCAAAACUUGGCCUGUACAUGCUGCUUCUCCUGGAAGUAAAAUUCUCACUGUGAGAGAGAGGACAUUGGACCAAAGCUUCCUGAGGACUUGAAUACAUUUUACUUGUUCUCUUACACUGAUUCGGUCACUGAUACGGUACCUGAAUACAGAGUAAAGCCUUUAGGAGGCCCUAGGUUGAAUAGGACUCAGAACCAUCCCCCUCACUCAAGCCAAAAAGUAUUUCUGGGUGAUGUACAGAACAUCAGGGAAUUGUAGGUAAGGUUUAUCUAAAUGGGGACAUUGGGAAAACUAUCGUAGUAGGCACUUACAUUUACUUGGCAUCUAUCACCAAAGACUAUUGAUAUUUAAGUCACCAUGUGCUGGUUUGAUUGAUGCCCACAGAUGCUCUGAGAAAGUUGUUAGGAGCAUAGCCUCAGCAGUGAAAAUACACACUGGGUUUGAAGUCUGGUCCUGUAUAUUGGGGAUGGUGUGUGUGUGUAAGUUCAAAAGUAGUCUGUGUUAUCAGUUGGCCUUACGAAAUUGGAGGAGAAGGCAUCACUAACAAAUGGAAGUAUAAGUCUUGGAGGGGACUGGGUUCCCCCUUUAAAAAUGUGAAUGUCUGAUCCUGCAUCCACUGUAAGUAACCAUGUGACAUGCAUGGUGCUGGCUCAGAAACCCUGUAGGACAGAGCCUCCUGCAAAAACAAAAAGAAAUCAAUCACUUGCACACAAGUAUAAUUCUUCCUUGACUUUAUUCACCUUACAAUGUUUUGCUAGUGAAUUUUGAUGAUCCCCAGCCAUUGUAUGAGAAUGUGCAUACUUUGGAAAUUUGAAUUUAUCUAAAUAAGUUAUCCGGGGACUUGGAGCUUUGGCAGAAGAGUUCUAAACUCCAAGCCCAGUCCAAGCAGAUCUAGUUCCAAGCCUGCUGACCUGGGGUUUCCUCUGCACUUGUUCCAGGUUACACAGGUAGUUCUGUUCCUGAGGGCAGCCUUAGGAGUGAAGUUACAGAAGGUGGUAGGCCAUAAGUGCACUGGAGGUUGAUUUGACUUUCUUGGUUCUGGUGUUUCCAAAAUCUUAGAUUUUCACAAGAGUCAGCAAAACCUCGAGUGAGGGUUGGGAGGAUGGAGAAGUAAGCUUAAAACUCCCUCCCUUUGUGUCUUUUCUGACUUGACACACCAUUUGGUUCCAUCCUGGUGUCAUAAUCUAUCACAGAGGACUGUCUUAAAAGGGAAAGAAGCCACAGCCUUGCUGGACACAUCUUUUUAACACCAGCAGUUAAGUGUGGACCUGGAGCCCUGGGAGACAAUGGUGUCGGACUAUCUCUGGAGUCAGCUGAUGAUGCUGGCUAGUGAAAUGAAGCUCCCAUUUCUAAUGGGGGUGCCUAUUCUCAGGAUGUGUGGAAACGCAGUCCUAAGUGUUUCUUCAUGUCUUAGUUAAUCUAACUGCAUGCCUAGCUUGGCAGAAUGCACAUGGGCAAAUGGUGUUGAAAGGAUGAGGGUAGGUCUUUUGGGCAAAUCAAGUUACAAAGCGGAUGACUGAGGGAGGUUACAAAGUUAAAACUGGGCAGUUCCUUAGCUCAUUUUGCAAGAAGUCUCUAGGGAAGUGUAGUUUGAAUGUUUCUCUUGAGAUUUUAAAAUGUGCAUUUCUUUUCCUCUUCCUUUAUUCCUUUUUUUUUUUUGGUUGAAUAUUCUAAAGACAAUCAGGCCUGCCAGGGCAAGACUUCUGGCUGGUUCCAGCACUGUCCUUGGGCCUUUUUCUAAUACUAGCUUCUUGGAACUGAUGCACUUUGUUUAAUGUGUGUUGUCCUUUUUUUUUUUUUUUUUUUUAGCUGCUUGUUUGGAACAAAAUGAAAUGCAUAUUGCAUUGUAUCCCCCCUGCUUGCUGUUUUUCUCUUAAUUUUAAAAGUUAUGCAUUGAGGAUAAAGUAUACUUAAGGAGAAACGUACACAAGAAUACCUAUUAAAAUAACUUCCAUCAAGUUUGAUUAUAUAACUUCUAAGGAUUAAAAAAAAUAUUUUGGAUGAAUAUUUUGUUUAGGCCUUAGGAUUCCUCCAUAUCUGGAUGUGCAGAGCACUGCUUUGUCAAAAAAUUCAUUUUUUAGUUCUGUGUGCAAUUUUCCUUGAACUGUCUGUGUCUUCAAGCAAUUAAUAAUCUCCUUAUGCCCAGCCAAUCUCUUCUGCUUUAAGUACAUAUCCUCUUGUUUGAUUCUCCCCGAAUGUGGACUGUAACUGUUGAGCAUACCCAUAAGGGACCUUCUUAGAUUUAAAGAUAGUAAAGCAAUUUUCCCUUACCUAUUUAUUUUCUAAACUUGAUUUUCUGUAUUUUCCCAUGGUCAAUACUUGUGGAGAGUUUUAAAUUUUUAUAAAUUAAACAUUAAUUUAAUUUAAAAA